CCUGCCCACGGGGCCCCCCAUGCGCCCGCAGCGCUGCCUGCCCGAGGGCCGGCCGCCCGCGCGGCCACCACGUGGCGGGGCUUAUCUGACCCGCGGCUCCUCUCCCCGAAGGUUUCUGCGGGCGGAGGGAAGCACUGGGGCCCAAAUAUGUGAACUUCGGUUUACUUCUGUUUCCCAGCCCCGGAGAGGAUUUGCCCGAAGACGUAAGCCUGGGGAAAAAACCCGAGUGGCGUGGCGCCCUGGGGGCCACUCACCGAAAGUUAACUCUUCGCCAACCUCUGAACUGCCGCCUGGCCCCAGACCUGGCAGGGGGACUUGCCCUAAGGCCAGCUUUGGCAUCUCCUCGUCCACCUCCACCACCAUCAGCCUUCCUUUUCAGUGGGAGGCUCUGCCAAUGGCCAGCGAUUUUCAGAAUAAAGGAAGAGAACUAGGAUCUUACCAGUCCGUGGAGGACUUGCUUGCAUAUGGAUGGAUGGAUAGAUCGACUGAUCUUGUGUUAUUACGAUACAGACAGAUGGCAGCCGCACCGAAUCCUUCAUCAGGCUAUAAUUUAAAUAGAAUUCUAAGAUCUAGCAACUAUUUAAAAUCCCUCAUCUGGUGGUGCAGGCAUUUAUUAAUCAAUAUUAACGGUGUCCAUAUUAAUGGACUACACCUUUCUAAAGCUGACGUUAGAUUGUGAGACCCUGUUUUAAAUUAAGUUUCCUUUGCUCUAU
Molecule: messenger RNA, 713 nt
Organism: Manis javanica (Malayan pangolin)
Lineage: Eukaryota; Metazoa; Chordata; Mammalia; Pholidota; Manidae
Source: RefSeq, a predicted model, not a curated record